Molecule: messenger RNA, 2766 nt
Organism: Eimeria tenella
Lineage: Eukaryota; Apicomplexa; Conoidasida; Eucoccidiorida; Eimeriidae
Product: Beta strand repeat-containing protein, related
Exons: 1
Coding region: 1-2766 (921 amino acids)
Source: RefSeq, a predicted model, not a curated record
AUGGCAGACGCAUUGUGGCCUGGCCAGGCCGCUGGCCUGGGCCAAGGCUGGGAACAACUAAGGGACGAACCGCUAUCGACAAGAGCAAAGAGUCAAGCGGACAGUAUGGAGGCUGACAAGCCGGUCCAGAGUUUCCACCCAACGAAAGAGGCGUCUUCUUCUUACCGCUGGAAAAAUUUUGCAGCGAUUGGGGCAGCGAUGCUGUUGGCUCUGACGCUGACGUUAGGAAUAACCAAGGCACGACAAAGGGCAGGAACUGACAUGGCGCCAUCAAAGCCAGAAUAUUUGCAGCCUUCUGAAGGAAGCCAGCAAGAAUUUUCUACAAAACAAUUAGAAGACGUCGCCGAGUCCCUGCAAGCCAAUAAGGUCCAGGCAACUGUAGCCGACGAAGUUACUGGAGGCACCGUCCCUCCACCUACUCCCGAACAGCAAGCAGAUGAGGCUGAAAAGGAGCCACAAGAGCUAGCAGAAGGAACGGCUGAACAAGCCUACUUACAGGCGCAGCACACGCCAGAUCCCCCAAUCGAGUCAACGCACACAGCGGCGCAUGGAGAAGAGGACAAGGUGAAGCCUCGAGCUGCUAGGGCUGCGGGGGGGCCGGAAGAAUCAGCAGAAUCAGGAAAGGGUAAAGAGGGAACCGGAGGUAGUUCUGUAGCGGAGUCUGGAGCAGGAGAGGAGGAGCCGCCGGCAGGCGGUGACAAUGUGAUAUCUCGAGCUGCUGGGGCUGCGGGGGAGCCAGAAGGCUCAGCAGAAUCAGGAGAGAGUGAGGAGGAGCCGGAAGGCAGUUCUGUAGCGGAGUCUGGAGCAGGAGAGGAGGAGCCGCCGGCAGGCGGUGACAAUGUGACAUCUCGAGCUGCUAGGGCUGCGGGGGAGCCAGAAGGCUCAGCAGAAUCGGGAGAGAGUGAAGAGGAGCCGGAAGGCAGUUCUGUAGCGGAGUCUGGAGCAGGAGAGGAGGAGCCGCCGGCAGGCGGUGACAAUGUGAUAUCUCGAGCUGCUAGGGCUGCGGGGGAGCCAGAAGGCUCAGCAGAAUCAGGAGAGAGUGAAGAGGAGCCGGAAGGCAGUUCUGUAGCGGAGUCUGGAGCAGGAGAGGAGGAGCCGCCUGCAGGCGGUGACAAUGUGAUACCUCAAGCUGCUGCACCUGAGACGGCUGAGCUCACUGGAGUAGGCGGUCCUGCGGUGCCGAGGGAGGCUUUUAAGGAGAAGCCGAUGCCGCCCGUAGAGGCGCCAGUGCAGCUUGGGCCUGUCACGACUCCAACACCUGAGGAGGAGGCGGCGUCGACAGAAGAUGGAGAGUUGAUUGGAGUAGGCGGUUGCUCGACACCGAGGGAGUCUCUGGAGGAGAAGCCGACGGCGCCCGUAGAGACGCCAGUGCACAUUCGGCCUUUCACGACGCCAACGACUGGAGAAGAUGAGGACUCGACAGAAGAUCAAGAGUCGACUCGAGAGGACGGUUUUUCGACGCCGACAGAAUCUUUGGACGAGAUCACGACGCCGCCCGUAGGGACGCCAGUGCAGGAUGGGACUUUCGCGACGCCAACGCCUGAAGAGGAGGCGGAGUCGACAGAAGAUGCAGACAUGACUGGGGAAGGCGGUUUUUCAACGCCGACAGAGUUUUUGGAGGAGAUGCUGACGCCCCCCGAAGAGACGCCAGUGCAGGUUGGGCCUGUCACGGAGCCAACGCCUGAAGAGGAGGCGGAGUCGACAGAAGAUGAAGAGCUGGCUGGUGUAGACAGCCCAUCCCCGCUGACGCAGCCUCUGGAGGAGAAGCGGACGGCGCCCGUAGAGACGCCAGUGCAGGUUGGCCCUCUCACGACGCCAACGCCUGAGGAGGAGGCGGAGUCGACAGAAGAUGAAGAGCUGGCUGGUGUAGACAGCCCAUCCCCGCUGAAGGAGCCUUUGGAGGAGAAGCGGACGGGUCCCGUAGAGACGCCAGUGCAGGUUGGCCCUCUCACGACUCCAACGCCUGAGGAGGAGGCGGAGUCGACAGAAGGUGAAGAGCUGGCUGGUGUAGACGGCCCAUCCCCGCCGACGCUGCCUUUGGAGGAGAAGCGGACGGCGCCCGUAGAGACGCCAGUGCAGGUUGGGCCUGUAACGGAGCCAGCGCCUGAAGAGGAGGCGGAGUCGACAGAAGAUGAAGAGCUGGCUGGUGUAGACGGCCCAUCCCCGCCGACGCUGCCUUUGGAGGAGAAGCGGACGGGUCCCGUAGAGACGCCAGUGCAGGUUGGCCCUCUCACGACGCCAACGCCUGAGGAGGAGGCGGAGUCGACAGAAGGUGAAGAGCUGGCUGGUGUAGACAGCCCAUCCCCGCUGACGGAGCCUUUGGAGGAGAAGCGGACGGGUCCCGUAGAGACGCCAGUGCAGGUUGGGCCUGUCACGGAGCCAGCGCCUGAAGAGGAGGCGGAGUCGACAGAAGAUGAAGAGCUGGCUGGUGUAGACAGCCCAUCCCCGCCGACGCAGCCUUUGGAGGAGAAGCGAACGGGUCCCGUAGAGACGCCAGUGCAGGUUGGCCCUCUCACGAUGCCAACGCCUGAGGAGGAGGCGGAGUCGACAGAAGAUGAAGAGCUGGCUGGUGUAGACAGCCCAUCCCCGCUGACGGAGCCUCUGGAGGAGAAGCCGACGGCGCCCGUAGAGACGCCAGUGCACGUUGGGCCGUUGGAGGCGCCAAAGGCCGAUGCUGAGGCAUCGGCGGACACAGAUGACGAAGUUGCCCCUGCAGGAGCUCCUUCGAAGCGGCGUCGCCGGAGAAGACGCCAUCGGCACCUGUAA